Echinops telfairi (small Madagascar hedgehog) is the source of this 3225-nucleotide messenger RNA. It is a transcript of the gene DBT, whose product is annotated as dihydrolipoamide branched chain transacylase E2. Gene Ontology annotation, cellular component: cytoplasm; mitochondrion. The record is from RefSeq and is a predicted model, not a curated record. The transcript is spliced from 10 exons. NCBI's taxonomy places the organism in Eukaryota, Metazoa, Chordata, Mammalia, Afrosoricida, Tenrecidae. Gene Ontology annotation, molecular function: lipoic acid binding; acetyltransferase activity. Bases 1 to 1842 code for a protein of 613 amino acids.
AUGAGGGACCCCACGGAGUGCGGCCGGCCACCACCCACACGCCGCCGAAGCGGAAGGAGGACGAGAAGCCGUCUCCCACCCAGCGGCUCGGCAGCCUCGGCGCUCGCACCGGGGGCUGGGGCUUUGCGGCAGCGGAGCAAGCGGCCUGAGGCUGAAGUACCGAAACUCGGCGCCGGGAAGCGCAGCGCGCACCGCCCGGCCGCCAGCGCGCAUGCGCGGCGCGGCGGGCGCUCCGGGCCGACUCCCGGCGCUGGCUUUUGGGACGCUGGGAUGCGGUGUGGCGGCUGGGAGGCGCCCUGGCUCCACGUGGGAGCUCCAGCCCUGGCCCACUGGUGUGCUGCAUUUCCGUUGUUGGAACACAUGGGUCCAACUGUUCAUCAUUUGCUAAAGUGGGUAGGCAGAUUUGAGAAAGUGAGGUGUGACCAAAAAUUUAUAAAGGAAAAAAGUACCCAACAGACCACUCUCACUAAUGUUCUGACUAGAAACACCAUCCUAUUUGCAGGGAUAAUUCAGAUGAUCCCAGAAACUUCCACAAGUGGAAUUAUUACCACAACUGACAAAGACCAUCAUCGGACUCUACAUGGACAGAUUGUUCAAUUCAAACUCUCGGACAUUGGCGAAGGCAUUAGAGAAGUAACUGUUAAAGAGUGGUAUGUAAAAGAAGGAGAUACAGUGUCUCAGUUUGAUAGCAUCUGUGAAGUUCAAAGUGAUAAAGCUUCUGUUACCAUCACUAGUCGUUAUGAUGGAGUCAUUAAAAAACUAUAUUAUAAUCUAGAUGAGAUUGCCUAUGUGGGGAAGCCAUUAGUAGACAUAGAGACGGAAGCUCUGAAAGAUUCAGAAGAAGAUGUUGUUGAAACUCCCGCUGUGUCCCAUGAUGAACACACACACCAAGAGAUAAGAGGCCAGAAAACACUGGCAACACCUGCCGUCCGCCGCCUUGCGAUGGAGAACAAUGUACAGCCUCCUAAUGCUCUAAGUGUGGGGUGGCUUGUAAAGUAUGAAGUCCUGUCGCAGAAUUUAGCCAGUCAUCCCAUGAUGGAAAUAUUCAAGUUGCAGAGAAAGUACAACGCCAUGGUGCGAGUGACCACACCUGUGAAGGAAGGAAAGCCCAGCCAAAGCAAGAGAGGUGCCUCUCCCGGCCAAAGAGCUCCAAGUGCUUCUGAAAACUUGGGUGAUGUCCCCGGAGGUGAUUUUGGUGGCAAUGACAACUUUGGCUAUGGCGGGAACUUGGAGGUGGCAGAAGCAACAAAGAUUUUAGCAGUAACAAGAAUCAAUCUUAAGAUUUUGGCGCAGAAGCCCUGGCCCAUACCAGACACAAAACUACAGGGUGGUUUGUAUUAUGCCUAUUUUAGAGAUGAGAAAGGGCAAGGCUUUCAUAAAGCAAUGGUGAAGAGCAUGACAGCAGCCCUGAAGAUCCCUCACUUUGGGUACUGUGAGGAGGUCGACCUUACUGAACUGGUUAAGUUGCGAGAAGAAUUAAAACCCAUCGCUCUUGCUCGUGGAAUUAAGCUCUCCUUUAUGCCCUUCUUUUUAAAGGCUGCUUCCUUGGGAUUGCUACAGUUUCCUGUCCUUAAUGCAUCUGUGGACGAAGCAUGCCAGAAUAUAACCUAUAAGUAUGCCAAACCAGUGAUAUUGCCACCUGAAGUUGCAAUUGGGGCUAUUGGAGCAAUUAAGGUCCUGCCCCGGUUUAACCAGAAAGGAGAAGUGUACAAGGCCCAGAUCGUGAAUGUGAGCUGGUCAGCGGAUCACAGAGUCAUCGAUGGUGCUACAAUGUCCCGCUUCUCUAACUUGUGGAAAUCCUACUUAGAAAGCCCGGCUUUUAUGCUCCUCGACCUGAAAUGAGAAUGGACAAGAUCUCCUCGAACUUGUUAACGCCUCCAGAGAAUUAUGCGUAUGUAAAGCCCAGCUGUGCCGGCCCACGUCCUUCACCGUGCUUGGUAGUAUGAAUGAUUUGUAUCGUAUGAUUAAGGUUCUAAGGCACAAUGUUUAUCACUGUCCUGCUAGACUUUUUAUGGAAAAUGAAUAAUGGUGUGAUAGUUCUCUUGGGCCUUCCUAUCAUAGGUCAGAGUGUGACAAUAUGAUGCGAGGUCUUUGUGUCAAUGCCUUGAAGCUGACAGGAACAGCAUACUACUGUUACUGAAAGACAGUGUUUGCCCUGGUCUUUUUUUGAAAAUUGCCUUUUUAACUGACUCUUAUGGAAAACUCUCAUUCAACUACUCUUAGUUGGGAAAAGAAAUAUAUAUACAAAAAUGUUUCCCAUGGCCCCACAAUAAUGCAAAAUAUGAUGUAAAAUAAGUGCAAUUAUACCUGUCCCUUAAGACUCCAGGCGUAUAUUCUUUUUUCUAUACCUGUCCCUUAAGACUCCAGGCGUAUAUUCUUUUUUCUACAUCUGUAGAUGUCUGAUAUAUAUAAAUGAACAUCUUUUAAAAGGAGGAUUAUAAGCUGUGGUCAUAAAAAUGCCCAAUUAUAGUUUUAUAAUCACGAAAGCUAUUAAAGGUAUUUGUUUAAAAUGGCUCAACAUUUAGAGUUUUGGUAGUAUUUUGGCGUUUUGUUGAGAAAACGUCACUUUCGCAAAUUUGCUUUGUGUAAGUAAAGUACUUUAAAUGUAGCGAUCUCUGCCUUCUAGAUGUCUUGGCCUUCAGGUGAAAAAUAAGAGAGGUAAGAAAUUGGGGCUGAUCCUGUCCUCUCGGUCCUGAAUGGGAGGGGAAGAAGGGGAGGGAGAAGCAUUAAGUGGGUAUCAUGGACAGAAAAAUGAAAUGACAAAUGUGAAACACAAGUAAAGGUAUCAUAAUGAUGUUUCUGUUGGAGACUAGCUGUUAGAAAGAGUGUCAGAAUGAGUGUAAUCUCACAUUUUGGUUUGUAUUGAGAAACCCAAGUUGUGUGUAAUGCUGUCGAGAGAAGUGUUGUAUGCCACGUUUAGUUGCUCAAGUGAAGGGCUGAGACAGAGCAACAUCAUUUUGGUAGCCAUUUGAUUCCCUUCAAAAUGGAAAAAAUGGAUACCUACCAAAGUAAUGAAGAGUCCAGGGAAUAGUUCCUAAGAAUAAGUCAUUCAUAAUCCUACCAUUAUUAAAAUUUUAACCAUGUAACAGUAUAUACAGGUAUUCCUUUUAUAAUAAUGGAUCAUACAAUAGCUACUAUUUUAUAAUUCAAUUUUUAAAGUUUAAUAAUACAUUAUGGGUCACUUCACAUGUCAAUAAAUAAAUAAAUCUAAAUUAUAAUUGUAAA